Messenger RNA from Melampsora larici-populina 98AG31, 1452 nucleotides. RefSeq lists its product as uncharacterized. The transcript is spliced from 3 exons. Lineage: Eukaryota; Fungi; Basidiomycota; Pucciniomycetes; Pucciniales; Melampsoraceae. Bases 1 to 1452 code for a protein of 483 amino acids. The record is from RefSeq and is a predicted model, not a curated record. Gene Ontology annotation, biological process: mitochondrial transmembrane transport.
AUGACUUGGUUUUUUUCUUCAACUCAUCAACAUCAGUCCAACAACUCACAACUCAAUCCUACUUCGCAAGAACAACAGUCUUCUUCAUCCCGUAAUCAUGUUCGUCAAAAGGAUAAAAUCAUGGCAGCUUGUGCUGGUGGAGUACUCACUAGUCUCACAAUGACGCCUUUGGAUGUUAUUAAAACUCGACUUCAAACUCAACUACCAAAUUCAUCUUCAUCUUCGAAUUUUGCUUCCAGUCAUCCUUCAACCCCUCAAUGUAUCAACUCUAGUCUUCUUUCUACAAGAAGAUCAACAACUGCUUAUCUUCAAACCUCUCAAAACUGUUGUAAACAAGCACAAACUCAUCUAAACUCAUUAUCCAACGAAACAAUCUUACGACGAUUUGAUCCUAGAGCACUAAAACAUUCGUGUGCUUCUCUCUCUCUUUCACUCAAUGGUUCAUCAUCUACCAAUCUUUCUGGUCUUUUCAAAUCUUCUGCUUCUUCUUCUUCGUGGAUCCAAUCAACUUCUUCAUCAAACCCACUAAUUCAAUCUUUUCGCCUACCUCCUCAUCCUUCAACAGUACCUGCUUCAGGUAUAAUUGAUUCGAUUUUCAAAAUCGUACAACAUGAAGGAGUUGGAACACUUUGGAGAGGCAUCGGUCCUACACUUGUGAUGGCUAUACCUGCUCAAGCUGUUUAUAUGGUUGGAUAUGAUACUCUUCGAUCUAACCUUCUUGAGCUUGGUCCUAGAUAUUCUUUAGAAGAUAGAUUAGGACCUCCAAAUGGAUGGUAUCGGACUACGAUUGCUCCUUUGCUAGCCGGUGUCUUAUCACGUUCAUUGGUGGCUGUUUUGUUUUGUCCUUUGGAAUUACUUCGAACUCGACUUCAAUCUGCGCCUCCUCGGAUCAGUCCUUUAACUCAAUUUAAUCGUAAUCAAAGCCUUUCUGAACUUAAAUUGAAACCUUCGAAAUCGAUUUUGAAAUCCACUUUGAGUUCAGUUCAACACUCGGGAAUCACCAGUUUAUAUAGAGGUUUAUCAGCUACUCUAUGGCGAGAUGUACCGUUUAGUGGGAUAUAUUGGUCGACGUAUGAGAUGUGUCGUAAGAUGAUCAGUGAUGGAAACGGAUUUGGAGAAUCGAUUCCAGGAUCUGAAAGUUUUAGCGUCAGUAGGAUCGCCAGUGAAAGUUUUUUGGCCGGUUCGAUUAGUGGUUGUUUUGCAGCGAUCUUGACCAAUCCGUUUGAUUUGAUUAAAACUCGACGUCAAGUGAUGGUGAUGAGUUCCUUUAAGAAUCUCGAACUUGAAAACCCUUCUAAACAUGGAACGCUUAGGAUGAUUUAUCAGAUCGCUAGACUUGAAGGUCGAAAAGGUUUGAUGAAGGGUCUUUCUCCUAGAUUGGCUAAAAUCAUUCCUAGUUGUGGAAUCAUGAUUGUAAGUCUUGAAUGGAAUUCUAAGCUUGUGGAUGAUUGA